UUUUAACUGUGUAAGUUAUUAAAAGAGAGCAUCAGGUUGCAUAGAUGGCAAAAGUGACAGGAGCCAUCCCCUCUGACUGCAGCCCAGACCUUGAGAGAGUCUCCCUGGCAGUUCAUGCUCAACCAACCCCCGAUCUGCAGAGUCUGUGGCAUGGUAGGAGUGAGUCCAACGUGACUAGUGGUAAGAGGGGUGGGUGCACUGUGUUUGAUCCCUUUUGUCUGCCCGAUCCUCUACUGGAUUCAACUGAAAUGCUAAGGUGUCGUGUAGGUCGGCAGGGUUUGCAGCGUUGCAUAGGGAUGGACCGGGUGGCAGGUCCCGACUGCACUUUGCCGCAGGAGCCGUCUGUGGGUCAGUAAGUUGGUGACUUCGCUGUAGUGAGGGGCCCCUCUGCUUUUUAACCGUCUGGACAGCCUCGAGGAAUCAGAUCUGCUGAGACCUGGUGCUCCCUGGUUGCGCCGCCAUUUCAGGUUUGCCUGCUGCUUCCGCCAUUUUGGUUGUGGGGAGCCCUCUCAGACCCAGGCAUUACAGGUCGCGGAGACAGUCUCCUGGGACCGGGAUGACCCCCACCGGUCCAAAGCGGGGGGAUACGGGGCCCUUACCGCGUGGCGUCGGAGUUCCAAAGGGAAACCGCAGGGCAGGAUAGCGAGGUGGCGGCCGUCCACCCCACUCACCGCUCGGGUAGGCCUCAGAUGUAGCUGUGCUGAUGUGCCUUCUCAGGGGUCAAAACGCUUGUAAUCAGAGUGGCCUCAGCUCCAGCACCUCUUUGCCCGCAGGACCGCUGCUGCUUAACUGCAGAUAGGUAGAUUAUUUGCUUUUUUUUUUUAGGUAUUAAUGUCGUUAGUCUGCAGGAGCUUCUCUUGUAUGCGACCUCUCAGCAUGGCAGUCCGACCCCGCCCCCCGUCAAUAUUUUUUUUACAUCAAUUACGAUCUCUUUCCGAGGUGAUUAGCAGUUAUUAAUUCUUUGUCCACUACAGCUCCAAUCACUUUGCGGUUUUUGCGUUUCUCACGCUGUAAAACACGGCGGCGCUUAAAUAAGUUCUUGUGCAAGUCUGUUUUAGGACGAUUAAUCUUUCCUCCAGGAGCCAUGCUGAAUUCACAUGUACCCCUGGUAAGUUUUAUCCCGCAAUCCAUGAACCAGUUUAGUAGCCCUUCUCUGAACCCUCUCUAAGGUAUCAAUAUCCUUCUGAAGAUAUGGUCUCCAGUACUGUGUACAAUACUCCAAGUGAGGUCUCACCAGUGUUCUGUACAAUGGCAUGAGCACUUCCCUCUUUCUACUGCUAAUACCUCUCCCUAUACAACCAAGCAUUCUGCUAGCAUUUCCUCCUGCUCUAUUAAAUUGUAUGCCUACCUUUAAGUCAUCAGAAAUAAUCACCCCUAAAUCCCUUUCCUCAUAUGUUGAGGUUAGGACUCUAUCAAAUAUUCUGUACUCUGCCCUUGGGUUUUUACGUCCAAGAUGCAUUAUCUUGCACUUAUCCACAUUAAAUGUCAGUUGCCAGAAUUCUGACCAUUUUUCUAGUUUACCUAAAUCAUUUGUCAUUUGGCUUAUCCCUCCUGGAACAUCAACCCUGUUACAUAUCUUAGUAUCAUCAGCAAAAAGACAUACCUUACCAUCAAGACCUUCUGCAAUAUCACUAAUAAAAAUAUUAAAGAGAAUGGGUCCAAGUACAGAUCCCUGAGGUACCCCACUGGUGACAAGUCCAAGCUUCGAAUAUAUUCCAUUAACUACAACCCUCUGUUGCCUGUCACUCAGCCACUGCCUUACCCAUUCAACAAUAUUUGAAUCCAAACUUAAAGAUUGCAGUUUAUUGAUAAGCCUUCUAUGUGCAACAGUGUCAAAAGCCUUACUGAAAUCUAGGUAAGCAAUGUCUACUGUACCACCCUGAUCUAUAAUUUUAGUUACCCAAUCAAAAAAAUCAAUAAGAUUAGCUUGGCAUGAUCUCCCUGAAGUAAACCCAUGUUGUUUCUGAUCUUGAAAUCCAUGUGUUUUUAGAUGUUCAUCAAUCCUAUCCUUUAACAUGGUUUCCAUCACCUUCCCCACUACUGAAGUAAGGCUUACUGGCCUAUAGUUGCCCGACUCCUCCCUAUUACCUUUCUUGUAAAUGGGCACAACAUUCGCUAACUUCCAAUCUUCUGGGACUACUCCUGUUAACAAUGAUUGGUUAAAUAAAUCUGUUAAUGGUUUUGCUAGUACACCACUAAGCUCUUUUAAUAGCUUUGGGUGUAUUCCAUCAGGUCCCAUUGACUUAUUUGUCUUUACUUUUGACAGUUGAAAUAGAACCUCUUCCUCUGUAAACUCACGUGUAAUAAAUGACUCAUUUAUCCUUUUUCUCAACUGAGGUCCCUUUCCUUCAUUUUCAUCUGUAAAUACAGAACAAAAAUAUUCAUUGAGGCAGUCAGCUAGACCUUUAUCCUCUUCUACAUACCUUCCUUCUUUUGUUUUUAAUCUAAAUAAUCCUUGUUUUACUUUUCUUUUCUCAUUUAUGUAUCUAAAAAAUGUUUUAUCCCCCUUUUUUACUGACUGUGCUAUUUUCUCUUCUGUGUGUGAUUUGGAAGCUCUUAUAACUUGCUUAGCCUCUUUCUGCCUAAUCUUAUAGAUCAUUUUGUCUUCCUCACUUUGUUUUUUUUUAUAAUUCCUAAAUGCUAACUUUUUGUUUUUAACUAUUUUGGCUACAUCUGCAGAGUACCACAGUGGUUUCUUGAAUUUUUUGCUUUUACUGACAAGCGUAAUGCAAUUUUCUGUUGCCUUCAAUAGUGCAACUUUUAAAUAAUCCCAUUUCUCUUGGACCAAUAAAUCUUCCCACUGGAUUAAACUUGAGUGCCUGGAGGACCAUCAUUACUUUUUCGCAAAUCACAUUGUGAGGAUUGGCCAACCUCAGGCCCGGUUGAACCCUGGGAUUCAGGAGAGUGCGAUAUCCAUAUUGGUAAUUAUAUGGUUUGGAGUCACAAUGCAACAGAUGGAUGCAUGACGGCAGAUAAGAACCAUUCGGCCUAUCUAGUCUGCCCAAUUUUCUAAAUACUUUCAUUAGUCACUGGCCAUAUCUUAUAGUUAGGAUAGCCUUAUGCCUAUCCUAUGCAUGCUUAAACUCCUUUACUGUGUUAACCUCUACCACUGCAGCUGGAAGGCUAUUCCAUGCAUCCACUAAAGUAACACUUCCUGAAAUUAUUUUUAAACCUUUGCCCCUUCUAAUUUAAGACUAUGUCCUCUUGUUGUUGGAGUUUUUCUUCUUUUAAAUAUAGUCUCCUCCUUUACUGUGUUGAUUUCCUUUAUGUAUUUAAAUGUUUCUAUCAUAUCCCGCCUGUUUCAUUUUUCCUCCAAGCUAUACAUGUUAAGUUCCUUUAACCUUUCCUUGUAAGUUUUAUCCUGCAAUCCAUGAACCAGUUUAGUAGCCCUUCUCUGAACCCUCUCUAAGGUAUCAAUAUCCUUCUGAAGAUACGGUCUCCAGUACUGCGUACAAUACUCCAAGCGAGGUCUCACCAGUGUUCUGGACAAUGAUGAUGUAUAUGUCUUGGCAACAUUUGCAUCCAUACGCACUGUCAAUAGGCAACAUUGUCUUUUUUUUGCCACUUAAUAACAGCAGUGUCAAGUUUGGGUGCCGUAUUCCAGUUUUUUUGUGUCAUUAGCCUGGAAGGGGUUAAACCUGUUAAACUUACCCUGUGUAGACAGGCAUUUUUAUGGUAUAAGCCAUUAUGUUUCCACCAGAUCUUUUAUGGCAGAAUGUAUAGGAAAAGUUGCUUUUCUCUUAUUUUUCAAAAUAAAUAUCAGACUUGACAUUCACUUGAUCUUCUGGAAUUCUUACCCUGUAUCUAAUUAGGUAAAUAAGAGAAUCAAUUGACUUACCAUCCAGACUAUAAGGAUAUUCCAUAGAGUCUCAGACACUAUGGAUAUUAGUGUCUGAAUUGGAGCUUAAAGAAUCUUUCCUGACUUGCUUACUUAAUGUAGAGGACUGACUUGAGCUAGUUAUUUCCAGCAGUCACAGCCUUAGCAAUAGUAUCAGCCAGAUUAACUUUAGGCAUAUUAGCUAAAGUAGAUGUGUCUUCAUUAGAGAGAAUUUGGAAACAGAACAGUUUUUACAGAAAUUCUUCCCCUCCAUUGCAGUGGAUGAGCAGGCAUGACAUCGGUUUCCUUUUUCUGAUUCAUGAUGGGAUACUUUUCUUACAGGCUGCAAUAUACCCUGCUAGCCAAUUUUUCUGAAUUGAUCAUAUGACUGCAGCCUAGUCAUAUUCACCGAUCCCAUUAGUCAUAUAACAGGAGCAAAUGUUAAAAAGGGUGUGCAAAGGGGAGGAGCUCAUUUAACCACAAAUGCGCGCGCGUGCACACACACACACACACACACAAUUUAAUCACAUUAACUAGAAUUACUUGUAUAUCGGUUCUAAAAAAAGUUUUCAGAAAUAUUUUAUAAGGGUAACUUUUUUUGUCUCCACAAAUCAUAUAAAACGAAUAAUUCUCAGGUUACAAAUCACAAAGGUUGCCACAAAUCAUCAAUAGGAUCAUUUAUCUUGGCAGCAGUCACACAUAGUCUGAUGUCACUGUCCAUCAAUGCUACUGGAAACAAAAGGUUUAUGCAGUGCAGCCAUUUGAGUGUAACAUGCCCGGCUGGGUCAUAUAAGCCUUUCUGUUUGGAGAAUCUUAAACUGUUAAAAAUGUUAUCCAUAUUUUGUACAGCUGAACACAUAAUGACAUGCAUGGCUGCUGCAACACUUUUUAAUUUUUUUAAUUUUUUUUAAGCGCAUUACAACUUCAAUGCCCAGGUCCAGUGGCGACUCUAGGAACAAUAAAUGGGGUGCACUAAUCAUUUCCACUACUAAAUUGUAGUGGUUUCAGGAGGAGAGAGGCUGUUGCAGAAGCAGGGGAGUGUAAGGACUGUAAUGGGUAUAGGAGAUAAUAGGGGCUGUAAUGAGUGCAGGCGGCAUAUGGGUUGGGGAGGCAUAGGGGCUGAAGUGGGAACAGAGUGGCUAGGAACUGUAAUGGGUGUAGGUGGAAAUAGGGGCUGUAGUCAGUGGAGGGAGUAAUAGGUUUUUUUUAGUGGGUGCAGUGGCUGUUGUGAGUGUAAAUGGAAUAGGUGACUGUAGUCUGUCUAGUGUUAGUAAAGGCUGUAGAAGGUGCAGGGGUAAUAGACCUCUAUUGUCUAGUGUGUGCAUGGGUGAUAGGGGCUGAAGUGAAUGCAAGGGGUAACAGGAGUAUUAGUGGGGGGUAGGACCAAGGAUGGGGGAUAGGGCAUUAGUGAAGGGAUAGGGGUGACUAUUUUAAAUUAAAAAAAUAGAUGAAUAAUGUUUAUUUUCCAUGCCUAUGCCUUACCUUUGGGAACAGGGUGGAAAGUGGUUGCAGUGGGUGAAGGUGGGAUUGCAUCUGUAGUGUGUGCAGUAGGAAUAUGGACUAUAGCAGGUGCAGGGGAGAUAGAGACUGUAGUGAGUGCAGGAAGAUCGGGACUAUAAUGUGUUAAUUGGCUAUACAGGCUGUAGUGGGUGCAAAGGUAAUACAGGUGAUACUCGAAAAAUUAGAAUAUCGUGCAAAAGUUCAUUUAUUUCAAUAAUGCAACGUAAAAGGGGAAACUAAAAUAUGAGAUAGAUGCAUUACAUGCAAAGCAAGAUAGUUGAAGCCGUGAUUUGUCAUAAGUGUGAUGAUUAUGGCUUACAGCUCAUGAAAACCCCAAAUCCACAAUCUCAGUAAAUUAGAAUAUUACAUGCAAUCAAUAAAACAAGGAGUGUACAUAGAACAAUAUCGGACCUCUGAAAAGUAUAAGCAUACAUAUGGACUCAGUACUUGGUUUGGGCCCUUUUUGCAGCAAUUACUGCCUCAAUGUGGCGUGGAAUGGAAGCCUGUGGCACUGCUGAGGUGUUAUGGAAGACCAGGAUGCUUCAAUAGCAGCCUUCAGCUCUUCUGCAUUGUCUCAUGUCUCUCAUCUUUAUCUUGGCAAUGCCCCAUAGAUUCUCUAUGGGGUUCAGGUCAGACGUGUUUGCUGGCCAAUCAAGCACAGUAAUCCCACGGUCCAGGCUUUGGUGCUUUUGGUGCUUUCCUGCUGGAAAAUGAAGUCAGCAUCCCCAUAAAGCUUGUCUGCGGAAGGAAGCAUUAAGUGCUCCAAAAUCUCCUGGUAGAUGGCUGCGUUGACCCUGGACUUAAUGAAGCACAGUGGACCAACACAUGACAUGGCUCCCCAAAUCAACACAGACUGUGGAAACUUCACACUGGACUUCAAGCAUCUUGCAGUGUGUGCCUCUCCAUUCUUCUUCCUUGGUUUCGAAAUGAGAUGCAAAAGUUGCUCUCAUCAGAAAAGAGGACUUUGGAUCACUGAGCAACAGACCAGGUCUGUUCUUCUUAAGCCCAGAUAAGAUGCUUCUGACGUUGUUUGUUGUUCAGGAGCUGCUUCACAAGAGGAAUACGACAUUUGAAGACCAUGUCCAGGAUCCGUCUGUGUGUGGUGGCUUUUGAUGCACUGACUCCAGCCUUAGCCCACUCCUUGUGAAAGUCCCCAACACUUUUGAAUGGCCUUUUCCUGACAAUCCUCUCCAGGCUCCGGUCAUCCCUGCUGCUUGCGCACCUUUUUCUUCAACACUUUGAUACAGCACCUUUUUCUUCCACACUUUGAACAGCACCUUCCUUAGCAAUUACCUUUUGAGGCUUUCCCUCCUCAUGGAAGGUGGCAAUGAUGGUUUUCUGCACAACUGUCAGGUCAGCAGUCUUCCCCAUGAUUGUGAUUCCUACUGAACCAGACUGAGAGACAAUUUAAAGGCUCAGAAACCCUUUGCAGGUGUUAUAGCUUACUUAGCUGAUUAGAGUGGGACACAGUGAGCCUAGAAUAUUGCACCUUUUCACAAUAUUCUAAUUUACUGAGAUUGUGGAUUUGGGGUUUUCAUGAGCUGUAAGCCAUAGUCAUUGCACUUAUUACAAAUCACGGCUUGAACUAUCUUGCUUUGCAUGUAAUGCGUCUAUCGCAUAUAUUAGUUUCCCCUUUUACGUUGCAUUACUGAAAUAAAUGAACUUUUUCACAAUAUUCUAAUUUUUCGAGUAUCACUCGAAGGUGCUGUAGUGGAUGCAGGUGGUAUGCGGGGGAUUGAGUGGGUGCUGAAGGGACAGAGUCUGUAGUGGGUGCAGGGGGAAUAGGGAGAUGUAGUAGGUGCAGUAUGUAAUAGGGGGGCUGUAGUGGGUUGAUGGAGAAUAGGGACCAAAGUGAAUGCAAGGGGUAAAUUAGCUGUAAUAAGUGCCGGUGGUAAUAUGGAAUGUAGUAGGUUGUGUAGGGUGGGGAAAUAGUUUGGUGCUGGGGAAACUUGGACAGUAGUGGCGGGGGUGGGGGGAGCAGGAGCUCAGAAUUGUGAUAGGGAAGUAGUGACGGGAUGGGGAGGUAAUAUACACAGAUAAAUAUACUGCCAGGCAUAGACACAAGCACACGCAAGAUACACACUCAAAAAUAUAGGUUUUAAGCCACCACCUUGAUUUCCUACCUCUCAUAGCAAGAGGGUGGCUUCCCUGGAAUCCAGAGGUGAAACGGCUACAAACAUUGACACACUACUCAUCUCCCCAUGAGCAGCUUUAUCACAUACUAGGAGGAAGUGAUAUGUUACCAAGCGGGAGAAUAAAGGGGGAAAUCAGCAUAUCCCGGUAAGAGUUUUGCCAUGCGAUCAACUUAGGGAAGAAAGUUAUAUUUUCUCAAAUACACCACAUAUACCUUCAUGGACCCAUGCAGGCCCUAGAGCUUGUCCUGGUCCUGAAGUGGAUACUGGCUGUGAAGUUGUUUGGGUGCCAUCUGCCAUGUCCCUCCCAUAUUAACCCUGCAAGUGAAAACAUUGCCAUUUGCAGGAAUGACAAUGUUUUUAUUGCAAAUUCUAAAUGCUUCUAGUGGCUGCCUCUCAGGCUACUAGAGAGCUUCCACCAAAAUAGCAAAAUAAAACAUUGAUUGGCUGAGAUAAUUAACCUCGAUGAUCUCAGCCAUGGAGAUGGGACAGCAAUGCAAGGGAGGAAAGGUAAGUCCAUUCCUUGGUCAGAUUUGUUCUGAGAGCAAGGGGUUCUGUCACUUCGGGGGAGAGGAAUGAGCUUGAAAUUUCUUGGUAUUUUAUUUACAGUUAGUUUUAGUGUACGGGCUAGAGAGAACACCCACAGUCUCUCUCAUACGACUGGAAAUUCACUUUAUAUGUACUCCACGUGCUUAUAUUAAUUACACUGCUAUCCAGCAGUAUCUAUGUCUGCCCUUAUGGAUGAUGGAAGAGAUGUAUAUGCUAAUCCCCACUAGAUGUUAUAUGUGAGAUAGAAGGUUUGGGUGCAGUUAACUCAGAUUGGUGAAUUAUUUUGUGCUCUACAACUCAUUGGAGGAUUUAUCCACAUUGUGUUCCAAUGUAUACGCAAAUGGAGUCUGAAUUUUUAAAGAAACAAAACAAUAAACACCAUAUCAGUUACUCCCAGGUUUGUAUUUCCAAUUAUUUUUCUCUCUGACUGGCACCAGCGCUUGUCCUGCAAUAUACAGGUUUCAGCUUCAGCCAGUAUAAGUACUGAUCCAAAACCUGCAUCACUGUAUCUACAGUGCCACUUGUGGUGUUAGUAAACCACAGUCAGUGGCUUUGCCUCAUGCCAAGAGGGCUUGAAUUUAUAGAAGUGGGUGAAGUGUUACCCUCGUAAUGAUAUUAAAGUUUUUACUUGAUGGAAGACCCCUUACUCUAAUAAUGAUGAUUUGUUCUUUUACACAUGCAUUUAAUAAUCUAUAACUCACCCUUACUGGGACAUUGGCCAAUUAUAAUAUUUACCAGAGUUACUUUAUCAUGUUAGCAGUUUGCUAAAAGUUAUUUGUGAGUUUGUGAGGCUCCUGGGUGAUAUCUUUGGCUAUAGCGUUAAUGUUCCUGGUUAAUGUUGUAAGCUGUAAUAUGCCAAAAAACUGAUGUCUGUCUUCACCCACCUUUUUCUUUUUUAUAUGUCAGGAGUGCCCUGAAAGCAGAGUAAAUAGACCUUUAGACCAUGCUGGUUCUGGGCAGGUAAAGGUCGGGAACUUACUUAUUACAUAAAGCUGAAUACCCAUAUUAAGAUGCACUUUUUGCUAUACUGGUAUGCUCCCAAAAUCAUAAAAAGUACACCAUUUUUUAUACAACUUCAUCUAUAUCCCACUUUGUUGUAUAUUUUUUCCCUUUAUUAUCUCUUAGUUUAAAAAUAUUUUUCAAAACGUCAUUUUUAAAUUAAAGGCCAUAACAUAGAGCUUUCAAAUACAGAGUCCCUGACCAAAAAAGCAAUAUGUAUCACAUCUUUCCACCAUAGCACAUUUCACUUAAUUCAUUUUUAGGACUAAAUCAUUAAAAAACAUCAACUAAAAACAGAAAAGUACAGGUAAAAUAUAAUUUGGAAACAGGGGGGAGCAUUCUGUACCUCCACAUCUGGUAGUGGUACCCCCUUAUGCAUGCCUAUGUGUUCGAUUACUUUGUCUUGACUUUGCAGGGUAUAACCAAUAUAUGAAAUAUAUCAGUGAGAUCGAUUCAUAUUUGUAAAUUAUUUUAAUUUUUGAAAGCUGGGUAGAUACAGAGCAAUACUUUAGAAAAUGCUGAGAGCUGCGGUUGACUCCAAAUAUUUGGCAUGAGGUGCCAGCAUGAGGCAAUCUGAACAUGCUGACCCAAAGUCAAUCACUAAUCUUUUGAAAAUGAGCUGUCAAGCUGUAAGGCAGAGGACAGUCUGAUGCGCUCAGUACAACCCUGGCCAUGGCUAUUUGUGUGAAAUCUGAUGGAGACAAUUCGAUAGACAUAGCUGCUGCCUCAGCAUAGCUCUAAUCACCAGUUCUAUUCACUGUGGACGUAUAUAUAUGGUCAGGCUCUGUAGCAAAGCAUGGUCACUCCGGAAAACUCAGCAGAAGAGGUACAGUGGGUCCAUUCUCUUUGUGCGGUUGGCAAAUCACUUUGGAGUUCUAAUUUUUUUUUGCCCAUGGGAUGUCUCUUACUGAGCAGUUUGUUUUUUAUUAAGUGGCUAUUCUGACCGCUGCAGCAAUGAUAGGGUGCUACAUACAGCAUUGGCACUGCAACCAUCAGACAUGUGGCAGUCAGGGAAUUGGUUCAUGACUGGCUAUGUACGGAAGGCAGAUUAGGGUAUUUGUUACAGCAAUUGCUGUCUGACUGCACCAAGCGCUAUGGAAUGUAGACAUUCUAGGUCAAUAUAAUGAAAAAAAUGCUGUCUGUUAUGAUUGGCGUGAGGGGAGCUUAGCUGAAAUAUGUGAAAAAUGACUGCACUGUAGUAUUUUAUGUGUUUCAAAAACAGCCAUAGGGAUGGAUCUAUGGUGAUAAAAAAGACUGUGUCCAAAAGAGUUUUAUUCCUGGAUAUAACGCCGCCAUCUAUGCAAUCCAGAAAAAAAGCCUUAGUUUUAUUUUUUAAAUUGUUUAUGUGUAUGCUCUCUGAACUGUUAUCAUUUUCUAUUUUAUACUGCUCUCAAUGGGAUUGUUUUGCUGUCAGUAAGACUCUGCAUGUGAUGUAAACCCUUUCUAAAUCAGAAUCAAAUGAAGUCACAGAGGCAAUACAAGAUAAUUAAAUUGUAAAAGCAGGUUUCAAUGACUAAAGAAAGGACCACCAACACAUCUGAUUGGCUAAUAACUGUGCUUAAUUGAUCUUAAAUGUUACACUUUAAGUUGUAAAGUGAUGUCUGUGCUUCUCAUGUUCAAUAAUAUUGAUAGGUUUGUGUAAUGUUUUGAGAAGCAAAUGGUAUGCACACUGUUAAAAUGUAUGGCUUACAUUUUCCAUGUGUUACUUAAGGUAUCUUGUUAUUAUGAAAUGUUACCCUGUGCUUUCACAAGAAGGAUUUAGGAUCAGAAAGAAUAUCUGUGCGUGAACAAUCACUAAAGGCAAUAUUGUGCAUUCUAUGAUAUACGCUUAUAGCGUCAUAAUUAUUUUCUUUCAUACUUGGGACAACCAGAUAUCUGUCAUUCCUGAUAUUACAUCCCCUCAUUUAUUAGGAAGGGUGUCACGUCAGCAAAAUAAUACGCAACCCAUAGUCAGUCUAUGCCAAUAUCUAGGUCACAAAAAUGGCAAAUUCUAUUUACAUGUCACUUUUUCUAACACAGGUUUCUUAAUCUUUGAGUCUUCAUUGUAGUGUGGGCACGAGUUCCUAUCAUGUUCUUGCCCUGACUUUGCAUUCAUAUUUGAUGAUGAUGCCUGUGACUGACAGGCUUUCGUGCAGGCGAUACGACGUGCAGUAAUAAAUAUUGUUGUUUAGUAUUCUGUUCUUAUUAGUUCAUUGUUAACUAAUAAUGUAAGUUGUAAAAAGUGCUCGGUAUCUCUCCUUUUAAGAAAGAAAUCAUCAGCAUCUCUUAUACACCAUCAGCUUUAAAAUAGGUGUUCUUCGUAUGUAAACCUGUUUAGCAGGAGUGUUUGUAUACAUACAACUUGUUCGAAAAAUUGUGAUUAGAAGAUAAACAGCUAACGAACAUCCCCUUAAGGCAUAAGCAGAUAUUCAUAAAAUUGCAUGGUCACUCCUACAAAUACUCUAGUGUGGGUAGAUGAAAAUGAUCAAUCGGAUUAUUACCUUAAAAUCAUUUAUGCAAAUAAUAUUUUAUUGCCAGGAUAUUAAUAUUAGCAUAAUUGACUCUAAUCGAGAAUUUCUCUGGGUUAGCAAUGGUUUCACCAGGGUUCCAAUACAAAUCACUCUUAGCAAUUACACUUAUUUUUUCUACAUGAACCAUGUCAAUCUGUAAAGUUAUAUUUAGCAAAGCUUGUUAUGGUACUAUUAACAAUGAAUACUGUUACAUCAGGGUGGCUAAAUGAAUGCCAUUUCAGCUGUUACUGGCUUGCUAGUGUGAUAGUAGUUGGGAUCUUACCACAGAUUGACAAACAUCCAAUAAUGUCUUCAGCGGGGCCUGGAAGCCUACAUGGCACAUGUUUAACAGCAUACUAAAUGAUUUCGUGUCAUUCUUUUCCUGUUUAAGAAUUAAAUUGGGUUGCCUGCUUUUGAUUUAGGAAACAGUGAAAGUGCAAGAUAAAUGAUUUUAGAGUUUGGCUCAUGAUGCCUCCAUAUGGCUAGUCUGUAUUAAAUUGGCAUUUUAUCUUUGUGGGAUUGAAUAUGUUCGCUCGCCUUAUAUAAAGAUGUUCGAUUGAAUGCAAUACUAUUGGAAUAAAACAUUUAGGGUAUUUCAGAACUAAUAGUAUCUAGAAAAACUGCUUCUUAUGAAACACAAUUUAUGCUAUAUGGAGCUUUAAAGAGGUCUGCUACUGAAAAUCAUCUUUUUCGUGUGUUGUUGUACAAGUUAAAAAAUAUACUUUCUAGUGUGAUUGGUUAAAGAUAAAUCAUAUGUAUAUAAGCUUCUUAUCACAUCACUUGUACAUAAUUUAUAUGUGCAAAACUACAGCUAAAUGACAUAGACAGAGAAGGGAGGUGAGUUGUGAGUUAAAGGACCACUAUAGUGCCAGGAAAACAUACUCGUCCCCCUCCCGCCCGGCUCUGGAAGGGGGAAAGGGGUUAAAUCUUACCUUUUUCCAGCGCUGGGCAGAGAGCUCUCCUCCUCUGAUCCUCCUCUUCUCCUCCCCGUCGGCUGAAUGCGCACGCGCGGCAAGAGCUGCGCACGCAUUCAGCCGGUCACAUAGGAAAGCAUUCAUAAUGCUUUCCUAUGGACGCUGGCGUGCUCUCACUGUGAAAAUCACAGUGAGAAGCACGCAAGCGCCUCUAGUGGCUGUCAAUGAGACAGCCACUAGAGGAAAUAGGGGAAGGCUUAACCUAUUCAUAAACAUAGCAGUUUCUCUGAAACUGCUAUGUUUAUGAAAAAAUGGGUUAACCCUAGCUGGACCUGGCACCCAGACCACUUCAUUAAGCUGAAGUGGUCUGGGUGCCUAGAGUGGUCCUUUAAAGAAAAAAAAAUUAUCAAGAUUUUAAGGCAAGGUUUUUGUCCCAUACUCCAUUUGCCUCUUUGUGAGUUGGGGGAUGUUCCUCUUGAAGUUAUUUCGUGAAAUGGUGGCAUAAUAUAGAAAUAAUACAUUUUUAAUCCUAUAUCUUUGAAAAGUUACACUUGGCCAUAUUGCACGUUUGCUAUAGGUACAUAGAAUAAUUGGUUUUGUGUACAAUAUGCUCACUUGCUAAUCGACCUAAAUUACAACCCUGAAAGACAUACCACUCUAUUGAUAGUCUUUACUUGAUCUCCCAUCAACCCCAACUAUCACAUGACAGACAGGGUGCAAUAUAGUUAGAGUCAUCAUGGAACGUUGGUCUGGAUUUCCUAAUUGGCACUCAGCUUGAGUCUUGGUAUGUUUGGAUGCCCUAUUUUCCUAAUCACAGCCAUUGUUCGAUCCUUCUUUUGUAGAUUUGCUAUCCAUAGUUUCAAAUAACAAUAUACCCACGCUGCAUUUUGAUUACAAUAUGUAUAUUUUGAUGUAAAUGCCAGUAAUCAGAAUGUUUUUUUUUACAGGCAAACAUGACUGAGCCACAGAGUACCCCAGAACAAAUGGCUGCUGGCAAAAGCCACGGAGGGAUUGGUGGAACUUAUAAGGUAACCACCACCCAGGCAUAAUUUAUACAAUUUACAGGUUCUUGUCUGUAUAUAUAUAUUUUUUUUAAUGUUUUUAAUUUAUACAAAAAAUUAUAUUUAGAUUGUCAUUUGAAAAAUGAUAAUUAAUCUCUAUAGUGUUCCCUGCUUUUGUGCUUGGAGUGAAGCAGGGAAGAUCAUAGAGAGUUUUCAAUCACUGUCUGACCCAAGGUGUAUGUGGCUGAAGGCUCAUGUAAUAUGCUAAAGGUAGGGAUGAGUUUCUCAUUUUUUACAUAUACUUGUUGUUUAUUUUUGUUUUGUUUGUUUUUUAAAUCUGUUUCUUUGACGCAAGGAUUAUUAUAUUAAAAAUACGUUUUCAGGUGACAGUUUUCCUUCUAUGGAACAAAAUUAUAUAAUAAAACAGUACAUGCAAAAACCAUCUUUAAAAUAAAAUUGAAGGUUACAUAGCUAACAGAGAGACACAUCCAUCAAGUUCAGCCUUUCUCACGUCUGUUUUUGCUGUUGAUCCAAAAGAAGGCAAAAAACCUAGUUUGAAGCACUUUCCAAAUUUGCAACAAACUUCAUUCUUGACCCUGGAAUGGUAGUCAGAUCUCUUCUUGGAUUAAGAAGCUAUUACCCCACAAUUUAAAAAUGAUAUCCCUGAAUAUUAUGUUUUGCCAGUUUUCAUCCAGUGGCUGUUUAAACAUCUGUACAGACUCUGAUAAAACCACCUUUUCAUGCAGAGAAUUCCACAUCCUUAUUGUUCUUACUGUAAAAAAAACCAAAACAUUUCCUUUGCCUUAGACCAAAUCUCCUUUCUUCCAGUCUAAAUGUGUGUGACCUCAUGUCCUAUGUAUAGUAGUGUUUAUGAACAGACUUCCAGACAGUGGUUUGUACUGGCCCCAUUAGGGUAUGUUCCCUACCUUUAUUGUGGUAAAAGAUAAUUGCAUAUUUUUUAAAGUUUAAUAACUUAAAUUUUUUUCCAGUUUGAAAUUAAAGUUGUAGCUCGCUUGUCAAAUUACCCAUGUGUGACAGAUGAUGUUCCAGUACUGUUAUAACAGGGGUUCUCAACCCAGUCCUCAAGGGCCACCGAACUGUCCAGGAUUUAGGGAUUACCCUGCUGUGUCUAAUGUGUUUUAUGGGGCUGGGGGAGAGGAGGAAACAAACACUUUAGACACAACAGGGUAAUCCCUAAAUCCUGGACUGGUAGGGGGUCCUUUAGGACUGGGUUGAGAACCCCUGUGUUAUAAUGUAAUGUGUUUUACAUAACCCCUUGUCAUUAAUGGGUAAUGGAUAUUUCCUUAUAUUAAUUUUGGUAAGCAAGAAUAAACUCAAAAUUAAAAUAGAUUAUAAUUUUGAGCAUGAUGUCCUUGGGAAAAUGGGUGAUAAAAGAACCAAACUAUGGGAUUGUAGGUCGAGAAAUUGCAGUCCGGGUGCAGACUCAUGCAGAAUAUAAUUAAAUGAUUAUUAAUGAAGAAGUCAACGCAUAUUUGUAGACUCGCGUGUAAGGUGCAGAUUCCAGGGUCCCUAUCUUAAGCCAUAUGUCACUAUAACAAAAAAUAAUAAGAACAGUCCAAAAUAACUACUGUUCUCUAUGACUAAUUCACCACAAAUGUGUCCAUCAACGGUGCACAACAUAAAGGUCUAGUAAAGAUGAUCAGUCACAGGAAGUGAUUUUAGCCUAUUUACCACCUCCAAUUAAAAGGGAUGAUGCAAAUCAACAGCAUUUAAUCCAAAUCUAGAUAAUCUAAUUUCCGCAGUCAUAAGCCAAUGUCUGUUACAUUUAAUAACUGGGGAAGUCUUGUUGAUAAUUAGUGACAAAGUCAACCUCACCCACAUGAUUGAGCUCAAGAAAGCAUGGACCCUAUUUUCCCAGUUUAACCAAUGAGAGUGUAGUGUUCGUAUGAUGGGUAAAUUACAACUAUUUUAAGAUUUUCCAAGACACAAACUGUUAAAUCAAAGAAACAAAGGUGUGAAAUAAAUUGCCAUUAGCAACAGCAAAACGGGAUAGAAAGGGCUCUUCAGAUUCUAUCCUUAGUUACAGGAUUAAACCGUAUUAGUUCUGGUUAUUGUUAUACACAUUUCAUAAAGUACACAGUGUUCUCUUAUGUAAAUCAUUACAAGGCAUUAAAUCAUCAGCCUGUAAUAUUACCAGCCCACCCAAUCCCCACCCUAUUAUUAGAUUAUGUUCUUCUACUGAUUUAAUUCAUUUUUCUCACAUAAUUGAGGAUUAGAAUGGAAUUAAAUAUCUACAGCAAUAUAUUUCUAUAUAAUACUCUGGUGAUGUACAAAGCACUUUUAAUAAAUGUUCUCUCUCUUCUUUUGACAUAGACCACCACUGACACAUGAAUCCUACAUUUGUUGAGUUUGGAAAUGUUGUACAGGCACAAACAUUUAUAAACCGCAACUGCUUUUGUCCCAGUUACAAAAUGACAAGGAAAAUCCUCUUAUUAGAUAAUAUUGUAUGAAAAAAGUCCAUCAAUAAGACUUAAAAAGUUGCUUUAAAAUAGCUAACACCCAAGUGUAUAAACAAAAGUCAGUGAGGUAAAUGAUGCACUCACAAACCGGAGAAGCCUUAAAGGGACACUAUAGUCACCAGAAUAACCACAGCUUAUUGAAUUUGUUCUGGUGAGUAGAAUCAGGCUUCAGGUUUUUUUCUGUAAACAUUGUCUUUUCAGAGAAAAUGCAGUAUUUGUAUUACAGCCAAGGGAUAACUUCACUGGCAACUCCUCAGAUGGCUUUAAGAGGAUGCUUCCUGGGGCAGUGUCUCCACACUCUGCAUGUAGACACUGAACUUUCCUCAUAGAGAUGCAUUGAUUCAGUUAAUCCCUAUGAGGAGAUGCUGAUUGGCCAGGGCUGUGUUUGACUUGUGCUGGCUCUGCCACUGAUCUGCCUCCUUGACAGUCUUAGCCAAUCCUAUGGGGAAUCAUUGUUAUUGGCUCAGACCACCACUUCUGAUGAUGUCAGCAGACAGAGGCAGUUCAGGGGCAGAGCCAGCAGCUGCAGACUUGAAUACAAGUAAGAUGUUACUAUAUUUAGGGGGGCUAGAUGGUGGUUUUAACACAAUAGGGUCAGGAAUACAUGUUAGUGUUCUUGACUCUAUAGUGUUCCUUUAAACACACACACACAUAUAUAUAUAUCAUAGUUUCCCAAGUCUUUGUCCAUGCCUUUCAUUUGUGAAGAAUGGGGGGGAGGGGAAAAAAGUUUUAAAUGGCAAGGUUCCUUCUGAGGGAUCUUAAUCCUUCUUAUACACAACUUUACAGGGGGUAUGAGGCAUGAUUCUGUCCAUCAUGUAAAAUUAUUAAAAUUGUAACAAAACCCUCUGUUAUGCAUAAUUGAUAAUAUUAUCGUGAUAUAGUUUUUAAUAUAGAUGAUUAAAAAUAAAAUGAAACAUUGUAUAAUUCAAUAACCAUAAUACUCCUGACAGUUAUUAUUUUUUUAAAUGAAAAAAGUUGCCUUUAUACGUAUACAGGAAACACCCUUCCCUUAUCUCAAGUACCCCUCAACAUAAGCAGUGCUCGGUUUCUGCAGCAAUAUAGGUGACGUUUUGGAAAUUGGAUCCAAUACACAAUCUAAACAAAACUCUUUGGAACGAUUUGGAGACAUUUCCUCUUUGCUGCUUUGUCACUUCACUCAUAUUUAUUUCAGAUCACACUCUAUGAACUGGAGAAUUUCCAGGGUAAGAAGUGUGAGUUGACUGGGGAAUGCCAAAACCUGAGCGAGAAAGGACUUGAGAAAGUUGGAUCCAUCCAAGUGGAGUCUGGACCGUGAGUAGCAAAAGCUAACAAAUUAUUAAAGUAGAGGAGGUCUCAGAGUGUUUAUAAUGUAAUGCAAAUAAAAUGUAUAUGCUUUCCUGAAACAUACAAAAAAAAUUAAAAUUAUGAAUGAAACAUAAGAAUUGCAGCAAAAAUAUCUAAAAGGAUUUUUCAUUUGCGCAACAUCAAAUAAUAAAUCCAUCAUGCUCAACCAUCCAUUGUUCCACACUGAUUAGCCAUCGUGACAUUUAUAAUGUACCAAAUCAAAAAUCUUAUUUACUCUUUAUUAUUAAGCAGUCCUGGCAACUGAACAGAUCUCAGUGCAGUUAGUUAGUCAUGUGUAGAUUUUUAUAAAUAAAAUAAAAAAAGAUUCAUAUUGAUUUGAAUGAUACGUCAUUGAAAGGUAUUACAGAAAUUAUUAUUAUAAUUUUAUUUUAAACACAAUUUUGUCUAUGAAGUGUAUAACGUUGUUAAUUGUUGAAAGAGACAUCCACGUCCUAUAAAACCCUCUUAGCCUUGUAUAGGUUAUGGUUCGAGAAUCUGCCUGUCUCCUUACAUCCAAUUCAUUAUAGCUGUAGCAGUUUGUUAAACAUACUGCAGCUACAUGCUUGGCCCCUCAUUCAAAGACAUCAUGACAUAGUUACCCCCUUCAUGUUUAUGAUUUAGUACAGUGUGGUGUAUGCAAAGUAUGUGUGUGCCAUGGAAAGUCUGAUCAACUUGUUGGGUACAGUUGACUACAGCACUGCCAUUGAAAACUACGAGAGGGCCAGGAUUGUUCCAUAAAUUUCAGUCAUGUACUGGGGUCUGCAAAGGAUGCAGAUUUCGAACUUAUGAGGGUAAAUUUAGAUGUGGAUAAUCUUUUUAUCCAUUCCCCCUUUUUUUUUUUUGCAUAACUCCAUGUUGCAUUAAAAGGGGUGAAGGGCAGAUCUAUCCUGAUGUAUCCCUUUAAACAUUUAUGCCAUAUUGUUUCUUCUCCUUUCAGAUGGCUCAGCUUUGAACGUCAAGCAUUCGGUGGGGAGCAGUUUGUUCUUGAAAAGGGUGACUACCCACGAUGGGACACGUGGUCCAACAGUCACAGGAGUGACUAUGUGAUGUCCAUCCGUCCCUUGAACGUUGUAAGUACAAUAUCGAAACUUUGGGGGCAUACAGGUAAACAAUGUGAGAAGUGCAUUUUGAGUUCUCGUUCUCCUGUCUGUUUGGAACAAGUUUCAUUAAACUGAAUAAACAACGUACAAAAAGACUUUGCAUGAAUGGAAUAACUAGGAAUAGCUAUGUAUCAAUAACUACAAAUCAUCAUCGGUAACAUUUUUUCUCCUAAAACUUGCACGCUAAUAAUGAGCUCAACAUAAUAGCAUUACUUUUCAUGAGAAUAUACAAAUAUGUUUCAUUAUAAACAGGUGUGAUAGUGGGGAAUCUGCUUUUGAGUCUUGAAUUAAGGGUUUACCCCUAAAAUAUAAAUGGAAAAAAAGCAUGUUUAAGAUUAAUUUGAAGACAGUUUUUCAUUUACAAAUUACCAAUGGAUAGAAAAAUUUUACUUUAGCCUAUAACAAAUAUCGGUAUACUAUGCACUAAUUAUAUACUAUAUACUAAAUAAUUGCCUUAGAUUGCUAACUGCCAGUUCAAGAGCUAGAAGUGGUAUCAUCCAUUAAAGGGAACUGGUAUACGUCUGCAAGAGGACGGUAUAUAAAUGUAUACAUAAAUAUAUACAGCAAUUGCUAUAUUACAUAUUUGGUAAAGAAUAAUAUAGCCUGGUAAUGGAUGGCACAUAGUUGCAAUCUUAGUCAACAGAACUCUGCGGUACUGUGGCAGGGGGUCUAAAUAAUAAAGGUUCUCUCUGAAUUUUCUACGGAUAUAUAAUAUUUGUAACUUCUGUAACUUCUGUGUCUAGAGGGUAUCAACAGGCAUUUUAGUCAUUGUCAUUAAAACUAGACUUAGAGAUCCAAACAGCUUAUUCCUCCAAGUGAGCCAAAGGUUGAGAACAAAGAUUUGUCCCUUUAAAGUCAUGUGCUAAACCUCUGCUUCAUUAGCAGUUACCAGUAGCAACAAUAGAGGGCGCUAGUGCAUGAUAGUAUACUAGGGGCUCUUAGCCAUUGCUACUGCUGAGAAAAUCAGUGGCUCAGUAGAACACAAACGUGUCUAAUAAAAGAUUCCGACACGAUAGGCAAAAAAAAGUAUGCACUUGGAACAUUUUAUUCCAGUAUUAUUCAGAUGUGUGUGUGGGUAUAUAUAUAUUUCCAUUCUCCCAUGUACACUCAUGGAUAAAGCAGUGAAGAGCUUGCCAAAACUCGCUGCAAGUGAUUGUUUAUUUGUGUAUUUUGUAAUAUUUUCUUCAAAUAUAUUUCUGUUACUCUAUUAUUUUCAAAUUCCAGAUGCUUCUCUAUCCAUAGUGGUUAUUGUCACAGCAGCAGUGUCUAUGGCUACGCAAUUUACAGUCUGGUUACGGAAGAUUCAAUGUUUGAUAUAUCUCAUUGUGCAUAUGUAAAUAUGCAUUUCAUGUAGUAUGAGUCUUAAAUAUUUAGAAGCAAGUAAAAAAAAAACAAAAACAAAAAAACCCCCCCAACACACUGCCCUCUUGAUAUUGCAGUUUAAAAAUCAAUCGGUGCAUUUAUUAAAGCAAGUCACAAAUCACGCAUGCUUAAACGUCACUUUGAAGCAUUCUACAGUAUGACACAAUUUGUAACCUAACUUAAUAAAUGCAAGCAUUGGUUAUGAGCUGCUAUAUAUAUAUCUUAUUGUUUCGCUUCUAAUUACAAGCAUGUCAUACAGUUGACAAUAUGUAUAAGGUGGGCUUUGUCUAUGGCUAUUAAUUGAUAACAUGUCCUAUCCCCAUUUUCUUACCAAAGUCUAUACGAAUGUCUGUUUUAUUAUGUACAUUAUUAUAGUUCAGCAUAUCCUUAAUGUCAUAGCUACUAAACAUGCUUUCUGAACCGCAGGACAGUGCCGAUCACAAGAUCCACCUAUUUGAAAAUGCUGGCUACAACGGGAGGAAGAUGGAGAUUGUGGAUGAUGAUGUACCUAGUCUCUGGGCUCAUGGCUUCCAGGACCGAGUGGCCAGUAUUAAAGUUCUUAAUGGAACGUAAGAGAAAGGAGUUGAAAUAGACAGUAAAAUACAUGCUUUUUACGGUCUUAAGAUUGAAUUGUAAAUAUCUGAAUCUCUGUGUGUUGAUAUUUGGCUGAUACAUGGCAAAGGAUGAAGGCUAUAAAUAUAAACAGAUAUCCCUCACAUUGAGUAAUAUGUACAGUAGAAUACAGGUAAUACCUAAGCCAUUUACAGAAAGCGUGCGAUAGAAAGGGACAACAGAAUAUGAAAUUAUAUCUUUAGAAAGGAAUGUCAACUACAAAAGGUCACAUCAUUCUCACAGUCAGAUAUGUAAAGAAAAAGUAAGAAUAGAUACGCAGGUCAUCACCAUCCGUGAUAAUCUACAUAACCCAAAACAAAAAUCACAGUAUAAGGCUUCAAAGCAUUUCGUGUAGAAACAGAGCACCCCAACACUGCAGUUUCAUUCUUAACUAGCUACAAAAAUAAUCCAGAUCACAAGUAUUGCUAGAAGGAGUUACAAUCCAUAAUUAUAUUCACGAUAAAUGAAAGAAAAGGAGACAUUAAGCCUUGUGUGCCCUACAUGUUGCAUUUAAGGACAAGAAUAGAAGAUUAGCCCACAUUUUAAACUCUUUAUUGCGUUACAGCUGAUUCAGGAAGUUCCAGUGUUUUAAUUGUAGAGACGUUUACUUGUGCCAGGGUGCUGGUCGCAGCAUACCUUAUAAAUAUACUCUUCAUGCAAAAUAUUAAACAUGGCCUUAGACAUAUUAUUGCUUAUUUCAUAUGUGCCUUUAGCAUAAUUCAUCUUUAUAUAUAUAUAUAUAAGUCUUGUAAAGGUUCUGUUUUAAAUGACCUUUUCUGUCCAAGAGGAAUAACCUGCCUAUCUGCUCUCUCCUCUCUCUCCAUUCCAGCUGGGUUGGCUACGAAUACCCUGGCUACAGAGGCCGUCAGUAUGUGUUCGAGAAGAAUGAAUACAGACACUGGAACGACUGGGAGGCCAACCAGCCACAAAUCCAGUCUGUUCGCCGUAUCCGUGACAUGCAGUGGCACAAACGUGGCUGCUUUGUUCCUACUCCAGUGGCGGCUGCUGCUGCUGCCCCAGCUCCAGCCCCAGCAAGCAGCUGAAGGAGAACAAAGCACACCCACCAGCUACAAACCUCUUCUGCUGAGAAGCACGGCAAGAAGAGACGCAUGAAAUGAUUUUAAAAUUUGAUAACGUCUCUUUAAUGUGUCAGUCUGUAACCUUGAAUAAAGCUCUUAGCUGCAGAACGUUCUUGGUUUUAAUUUUUAUUUUAGGAGUAUGUAGGAUAAAGGAAUAGUCUAUGUGAUAAAGCCUUUGGCAAUGUCCAAC
Messenger RNA from Pelobates cultripes (western spadefoot toad), 21547 nucleotides. NCBI's taxonomy places the organism in Eukaryota, Metazoa, Chordata, Amphibia, Anura, Pelobatidae. The record is from the annotation of a GenBank genome assembly.